AUGUGGAUGGUGGUUAGCGAGGAUCCGAAUGGCCGGAUCCGAUAUAAAUAUCACAAUUUGGCCGCUACUCAACCGAUAUUUCAACCCGCAGAAUACAUUCGAUCGGCUGGAUUUGGCCGUGGCGGAUGUUUGAGCUUCCCAGAGCCUAGUUAUAUCGCUGCCCGAACCAUUCCAGUACAACUCGCCAAGAAGAACUAUGAGUAUGAGCAUUACGAUAAUGUCGCCAAUCUCGGCGGUGACGAGUUCUUGUCCUUCUACAACACUUACGGCGCCGUCACUGAUUCUUCCAACAGCUCUUCUUCUGGGGAAUACCAAGAGCCUGUUUAUCCAACUUCUUCGGAACGAACUUUCAUUCCAACCAGCCAUUACCAGCGAUGUUUUGUAGCGGCAGUGCCUGCGGAAAGUACCUAUUAUUAUUACCGGGAUCGCCAAGAAGAACAGCCAAGAGUUCCAUCGCCAGAUUAUUCGCCGCCGUUGUCCAAGAAUAGAGUUCGGUUCCGUCUACCCAAUGAAGUUGAACCGGUAUCGAAAGGCGCUUUUGUGAGCAGUCUUUACACGAGAACGCCGUUUCCGGAGGAUGAAAAUCCAUACGAGGAGGACCAAUCAGUUUCUCUAAAUCCGGACCCGCCGCCAAAACCGAAGCGGGUACUCGUACAUCGAGGAUGUCCAGCUGGAAAAGUCUCAGUGCAGGUCAACACACAAGGCAGGACAACGACAUGCGAGCUACCAGCAUUUUCCGAAGACCCUAUCUAUUCGUAUUUUACCAGUGGGUCGAACUCUACCAGCGAAUCGAGCUACGCUAUCUUGCCAAGUUGUAGCAGUGAGUCCAACUCGCCGGAAUACAGCUUUAGCGCUGCUUCUUCGGCCUCUGGAACGACUCCUCCGCCAUUACCACCGUGCCCGCCGCCUAUUCAUCGAUUGGCCAAAAGUCGGCCUGUUCAUAAUUUGGCUUCUGGUAAGUUUUUUUUUUUUGAGAUUUCGUAAAUUGGCUAUAAUUUUUUUAAGAUAUGGGCGUCUUGUUGUGCUCCUCAUCAAAUUAUUUCGACCUUUUGUCUUACAAACUGAACUUUUUCGGCUAUUUUUGACGAAUUUUAACGAGUUUGAUUGGUGAGACUAAAACCUCAUUUCAAGUUUUCGAUAAUGAAGUACAAUUUCUUUUAUUUGGCGAGAAGCAUCAAGUUUCUGGCUUCACUCAUCCGUAAAAUUCCACUAUAUAUUUUUUUUCAAACUUUUUAACGAUAAAAGUCUGAUUGUUUGUAUAACAACGUACGAAAUGACGCAUCUCGUGUUUGCCAACUAUAACGUUGCCAGCGGCGCUUCGUUUGAUAUACAACGCAGAAAACUUGAAUUUUUGGAACGCAAACAUUUGAGUUGGACUUUUUCUCGAGCUUGUGAACAUUUUUUCUGGGAUCAGAAAAAUGGAAAAAAUUUUGAGGCAAUAUCUCUUUUGGAAUUUGGAAAAGGUUCUUUUCUUUUUUCUUUUUAUACUUUUCAUAUCACCUAUUCGAAAUUCGCCAAGUUAAUUUGAUUUUGCUGGUGAUGGGUCAGUUUUCCUCUUCCUCGAGAAUACCACAUGUACAUCGAAAUAUUCAAGAAGUUCCUGUUCCAAAUAAGAGUUGAGAUUUUCUUUAGCUUUACAGCGAGAAAGCGAAUUGCUGUUUAGGAAGCGCAUAUUUGGUCGCGGCGGGGUUGCGUGCCAUUUGAAGUGUACCUUACGGUCGAGUGGGUCCCGAUUUUGAGGCGAUCUCAUCUUUUGAGCGAAUCGAACGAUUUUCAAGCUGUGAAUUGACAGUGGGGAGAUUUCCAGAGAAAAUGAGGAGCAGAACAGUUUUUUUCUGUAUGGAAAUCGUUUUGUAUAGAUCUUUUGACUUUUUGGUUUUUUUAAUUUCUUUUUGGGAAACUCGAAAAAGUAAAAAAAUUCUGACAACUCUUUCGAGAUACCUUUAAAAAAAGACGACCACAGAAAGCCACAUGAUGAUUCGAACUACUUAUUUGAAGUCGCCUGGACUAUUUAAAAGUUCGAAAACUUUUUUUCAAAGCUCAGUGAGCUUUUGAGAAAUUUGGUUUAGGAAAUUCACACUGAACUUUUUUAGAAAAAUAUUUUUGAUGAGUGAAUCCAUUCAGAUUUCCUCGAAAAAUUUUAAAUUUGGAGAAAUUUCAAGUUUUUGAUCGUUGAAGUUCUGAGAACCCCAGCGAAGAGUAUGAUUCUACUUUUUUUAAUAAUCGCGUUGUUUGAUCUAAAAAGACAAGCGCGUAAUGUUUUAAAGUGUGCCUACUAGUCAAAAAAUUUGAAAAUUAUUAAAAGGAUAUUCUUAAUGAACUUUUAACUCGAAACGAAAUUUUUCUCAAUUUUUCGAUUGAAAGAACUUCUCCAAUGGUUUUUUCAGCUUCUCAGAAACUACCGAAAUUUCAGAGCUCACGUUCCGAAGAAGUUUUUAAUGAUAUAUAAAGAUGCGAAUGGUUAAUCAAGGCGAAAAAAAAAGAGAAAAAAUCUGAAUUUUUAGAAAUAAAGUAUGAUAUCUGUGUAAUGAAGAUGGUUACGAAACACCCUGUCAAGAUUUUUUUUUGGUCUUCAGGGUUUUUAAGCUGAAAUUUUCAGGCGUCCCUCAAGUUCAGCCUAGUCGAGGGCUGGAAAUAACGCAAGCCUAUGGAGCGACGUCGAGGUCGACGGCGCCCAUGCCGAUGGCAACGGGCAGCGGAAUCACCCAAGUUGGCACGAUGCCAGUUCAGCUGCAACAGCCUCAAAGGGGUAGGGUUGGAUAUCGAGCCUUGUGAAUAUUUCUAUUGAUUUCAAGAAAAGUCGGGUGGCACUAGUGGACUAUUUGGAACCAGACGCGACAAGAAAAAAGACAAAAAACCGCGAAUUCGCAAGGAAGACAUCAGCAAUCCGACCAAUUUUCAGUGAGUCGAAGAAUAUUUGCUCCCGAACUUGCAACAAAAUGUGACACUAACUGAAAAAAAAAAUAGAUAAAUUUGAAAAAAGUUAAAAUUAAUACGAGUUUUUUAAUUGGUAAAUCCCGAAUAACCUUUUCAACUAACUAAAAAGCAAAAAACUUGUAGUUAAAAAAAAGGUAGAUAAAAACAUGAUCGUCAGUUUUUUGCACGAUGUUCAGCUAGUAGCAAUUGACGUGCUUAAAAAAUAGCAAAAUUCGGCGCUAAGCCUUGUACAACAGGAUGUCUAUGAAAUUGGAAGCCUCGAAAGAAGAGCAACCACUUCGAAUAUAUCAUUCACUCGAGAUUUUUUUUUCGUUCAUUUAACUAUUUCUAUUGUUCCAGACAUAAAGCUCACGUUGGCUGGGACCAGGACAAUGGCUUCUCAAACAAAGUCUACGCUCAAGAUAUGGAUCAGGAAACUAUGUUUGAGAAUUCUCCGAAACUUUCAUGAAACCUAAACAUGAAAUUUCAGAAACGUGAUCAAAGCGGCGGGCUUCAAUUUGGACGAUAUGAAUGAAAGAGAUCGGCGAUUCGCGACCAAAUUCAUCGCCAAAAACUAUGAUAAAUACGCGAAAGUAGAUGGGCUGGCGGAUGUAGCGCCGGCGCUGCCUCCUCAACCUUUGAAUGCCUGGAAUCGGGCUCCGUGAGUUUGAAUCGUUUUUUUUUUCCUUUGAAGUGGAUAAAAACUCAUUUCGUAUGCAGUUUAAGUUCCGUACAGUUAUAUUGGAUCGUCCCAUACAAGUUCAUUUAAGCAUAGAGUUCAGAAGUUUUCCGAAAUUGGCUUUAAAACCCUUUGAUGGACUGGAGGGAGUAAGAUAAGAAUUGUGUUUUAGAUGCUUGUCUGGUGUUAAACGGCUGAUCGGCUGUAGCAUCCCCGGGGGCUACGGACCAACAUGAGAGUGCGUCCAAUAAGGAUAGGACCCCUUCGUUUCUGACUUUAUGGGGAAUCUAGAAAGUUUAUCAAAAAAUCUGUGAUUGUCAUUCGGUUCAGCGUACAAAAGAACUUAUGUAACCGAAUUUCCAUCUUCCUAGCCCUUUUCUGUUCUGUUUUUAGAGCGUCCAAUAAGGAUAGAACCCUCUGGUAAUUUCGACCUUUUUUUAGACGUUUUCCGUCUUUUUUCAUUUUACAUGCGGAUUUUUCUUCUUAAGGCCACUCACGCCUCAAAUUCCAAUUUUUUGUGCGCCAAAACGUCCAGUUCCGAAACAUAUUUUUCAUCAAAAUUUAGAGAAAAAUGGGGGUUUUUCGAAUAGAUUAUUGCAGAGCGUGAAUUUUUUCAGUUCGUGAAAUGAUUUUUUUAACUUGUAGUUUUCUAAGUUUCAUAAAAAAGACGUCGAAACAAUUUAAUAAUAAUCUUAAGAUCAACUCCGAAGAUGAAGCCAUCCUUGCCGUCGGUCGGACCAGCUGCCUUCAGCACGCCAGCUCCUUCAGCUCCUCCAGCCCCUCCUCGUGUAGAAUCUCAUGGAAUUGCACCGGCACGACCUCCACCACCGCCGCCUGGACGAGAUCGCGCUCCGUCUAGGCCUCUGCCUCAUGUUUUAAAUAUCUUGAAAUAGUUGCCUCAUUUCAAAAGUUCAGGUGCCGUCCACGCCGACCUUAGAAUCGCGACCCGCUAAUGUGCCGCCGCCACCCCCGCCACCUCCUCCCGCACUGGGGCAGUCCGUCCCUGCUCCUCCACCACCUCCGCCCAUUUCCGAUGGUAAGACGAUUGCUAAUUUCUUUCUUUUUUUUAAUGAUUUUGUCUUGUUUUUUGGCACGCUGUCUCUGUAUUUUUCAAAACUGCAUUCAAUGCCGGAAAAAAAAGAGAGAGGGAAAUUUUUUCAAUGAAAUUCUUUGCAGCUGCACCUCCACCGCCGCCUCCGCCGCCUUCCUCGACAAUGCCGACUAUAACCGCCACUUUGCCGACGGCUCAACCAGGCAGAGGAAAUUUGCUGGCCGAAAUACAGGCCGGCAAGCAGUUGCGAUCUGUCAAAACGGAUCAGAGCUCGGAUUCGAGCGCUGGUGGUCGUGAUGAUGUGAUGGCCCAGAUUCGGCAAGGAGCGCAGUUGCGACAUGUUAGUUUUCUGAAUGAUUUUCGGUGGCCGUUUAGAUCUUUAUGAAAAUUCACUGAAGCUUAAUUUUGACCUGAACUACUGAGGAGUUUACAUGCAUUGGGUUUUACACGGAAUUUUAAUUCGAAGACAUCGCUGAAAAGAAUUUCCAAUUUUCGGAGAGGUGAAGAUUAAAAAAAGAAAUGCAUAUUUACUCGUUUGCUAGAGAUCAUUUAUUUUCUCGCUCUAGCUACGGGUAAGCGUUCUUGGUCUCUUAUAUCAACCGAACUUCGAUUUAAAGCGGAAAAUCAACGAUUUUCUGCAGAUUGACGCUGCCGCCGAGCAGGAGAAACGGCGUUCGACGAAUGCCGCAGUUGGAAUGGGCGGACUGGCUGGCGCAUUGGCCAAAGCUCUCGAGGAACGUCGCAUGAACAUGGGAAUCGACGACUCGAGCGAUGAUCCCGAUUCUGAAGAGAAAAACGAGUGGAGCGACUAG
Caenorhabditis auriculariae is the source of this 5458-nucleotide messenger RNA. The record is from the annotation of a GenBank genome assembly. Lineage: Eukaryota; Metazoa; Nematoda; Chromadorea; Rhabditida; Rhabditidae.